This is a messenger RNA of Ustilago hordei, 3171 nucleotides long. RefSeq lists its product as uncharacterized. The transcript has a single exon. Lineage: Eukaryota; Fungi; Basidiomycota; Ustilaginomycetes; Ustilaginales; Ustilaginaceae. Gene Ontology annotation, molecular function: zinc ion binding; sequence-specific DNA binding. Gene Ontology annotation, biological process: regulation of DNA-templated transcription. The coding region runs from base 1 to 3171 and encodes 1056 amino acids. The record is from RefSeq and is a predicted model, not a curated record.
AUGUCGACCGAUAUAGCAGAUGCCAUGCUGCUGGAUGCAUCUUCCUCAACCUCUCCGAUGCAGUCAGCAUUACCAACAACCAACAGGACACAAGAUACUGGCCUGAGUCCUGCGCCGCAAACGCCGUCGAUGGAUUCCACAGCGCAGCCAGAGGCUUCAGGAGAUGAUGAGCUGGCCAGUACAGUGGACAAUGACGUCGUGAUGCCUGACGAGGCAGCACUGGCCGCAGCUGCAGCAGCAAUGGCAGCUGCCGCUCAAGGUCAUGGCCAAUAUAUCGACCAGCAUCAACCAACAGAAGAAGCCAUGCCCGGAGCGGAUGACCUCGAUGCGUACCUUCUUGCAGCAGCAGCAGCUUCCGUUCACGCGCAACAACAGAUCAAUGGCGAAGAUCAGCAAAAGGCCCAAUCGGAGGAGAGCUUUGACUCCAGCGCAACGCCUGUGCACAAUAGCGUACACACCAAUGGCGCUUCAGUCAACGGAUCCGACGAAGACGAUGCACGAGCUGCCGUCCAUGAGCAGUGUCGCAAAUACACAGGUGACAGUGCACCGUAUCCCCUGGCCAUCGGCAAGCGCACACCUGGCGGAUCUGCUGAACUUCUCGCAGACUGCGACAUUGCAGCAAAAGAGCUCGACCAUCUACCUUUGAUCGAAUCGCACGUCGAACUUGGCAAGACUCGAUGCUACUGGGCACUUCUCUCUGCCGACCACUCCAAAGGCAAUGGGGCAACGGGCGAGAAGCUUCACUUUGUCUACCUCGAUCCUGUCUUGCAACAACACAUGGCUGAACAGGCUCGAGGAAUGAUCGGAUCUGACUUUUACGACUAUGUUCAUCCGGAAGAACGAGACCGCGUCUCGGACGACAUGCAGAAGAUUGUCGAGAGUCGAACACUUUUUGGAAGCGUCACACGGUGCCGAUACUCGCGAGUUCCACGCAUUCGUGAGCUGCUCGGUGCGGUCAACCCACCACGAGACCCCGACGCAGACCGGUAUGUGGAGGACGAAAGCUUCGUAGCCAUCGACAUUGUUAUCAACUGGAUCGGCGACGGCAUGCUUCUCUGCUUCUUCCAUGCCAUCAUCGACAAAGGUGCCGAAGACAACGAUGAGGAGCACAAGUCAGACUGGACCAACUGGUGCGGCACUCCGCCAGGCAGCUUCACGUUACGGCAGUGUGAUACCAUCUGGAAGCAGGUCAAGGCUAGUCCACGCGAAAUAGUGCCAGAGAGUGGACCAGUUCACGUGUUCCAAGUCAUCGAAGCAGGUGGUGAUGGAAGAUUAUUGCUUAGCUGGCCACCUCCUCGGCUCUUCUCGAACGACCCAGAGGCUCAGUUGAUGACGCAGUCCGAUACGACCGUCUUCCGAGACGGCUCGUACUUUGCGGAUGACUUUGCAAGGCUUGCGCAAGGUGUCUCAAUUGCUCCUGGGUCGUCUACGCUAUCGGAUGCCAACACGAGUUGUACUCGACGCUUCAGGGCCAAACAUACACUGACGACUGAGGGCAAGGUCCGAAGCAUCGAAAGCGUUCUCAUUCCUUAUGGCGGUGUGAUCUUGGCUUGCUUCCACACGACGUUCCAGCAGCAAUUGCCGCAACCUGAUCCGAAGAUGGUGUUGCAGGCACGUACGACGUUGCAAGCUCAAACCGAAAGACGCAAGGCCGUGGACGAUGCGCCGCAGGGCUCGCCGAACAAGCGAGUUAAAACAGACGGCAGUGCAGAGCAAGUCAAGCCGAAUGGCAACGCUUAUCAAGCGCCAGCAAGCCCCACAACGCCUUCGGCUCCGACACCACCGACGGCUUCCCUACCCAAAGCUGCCACUUCAGCUUCGCCUCAAAUGCCCUUGUCGACGACCAAAGCACCCGCAGUCAAUGGAUUUCAGCCGCCCUCAAGCCAUCACUCUGCCAAGGCCGCGAACGGUCACACCCCGAAACCGCCAGCAGCUAGGUACGUCAAGCCUGCCGUCAAGUCUGAAUCCAGCGGCCUCUCAGCGCUUGCCAACCCCAGUCUCUUGUAUGCCAAUGCGCCCACCAAGCCCUCCUCCAACCCCGCUAACUCCGCUCGCCCAGCAACCACCGAGCGCACCACUCCCUCAACACCGUCCGCCGCAACCAACGGUCAAUCAGCCCCUACCCUAGCCGGCGAUUCACCAGGAGCGCACAACCCCAACAAAGCCUGUACAGGCUGUGGCAAGGUUAACUCGCCCGAAUGGCGACGUGGACCCUCAGGCCACAAGACACUCUGCAAUGCGUGCGGUUUGCGCUAUGCUCGCUCGCUCACACGCCGAAAGAAAAAAAAGGGCAAAGAUGGCGCAGUCGAGUUCAUCGAGCCUACUGGUGAUCCAAGUAUUGUGCCAAAGAGUCGAGGUGGUGGAGGAGGAAGCUUGCCUGGUGUGCAUAGGAAGAAUAGCAAGAAGAGGAAGGAGGAGGAAGCUGCGAAGGCUGCUGCGGCGGGUGGAGUAGCCGCUACACAGGCGUCGUCCACUGCAAGUCCUAGCUCGACCUCUGCUACACAGAGUCCCACGCCGGCUGCAAUGUCUGCCUCUCCGGCUAAGGAAGAGGCUGCGAAUUCGACGCCUGCGAGGGACACACCUGCUGUGGUGAAAGCCGAACCAGUCGAGCCGAAGACAGAAGCUGUCAGCGGCGCUCUUCCUACUACCACACCGGCGUCGGCUGACGCAGCAGCCUCAGCAGAUCCAGCACAAUCACUUGCCGUCUCUAUCGCUCUUGGUGCUAUCUCCUCCACCAUCCCGGCUGCGGUCAGUGCUGACGCUGAAACACUCCCGCUCCCUGUCUCGAACGCCAUUUCCCGCGCCAUCGCCGCUACAAUCGGCAGCACUAGCACGGAACCGACCGAAGACGCUACCGCGGGCAGCUUGCUCACAUCCCUACCCUCGGCUGCAGCAACUGACGUCGACAGUGCAGGCGAGUUGGACUCAGCAGUCAGCGCAGCAGCACUCAAGACCAUCGAGUCGGUGGUCUCCGAGGCGCUGUUCAAGGACUUUGUCUCCGAUUCAGCUGAGGGCAAGACUGAUGCUGUAGCUGAACCAGCCGCAGUCCCCGAUGCUUCAGCAGACAGUAUGGAUCUGUCCCAUGAACUGACAGCAGACGCGAUCAGAGCUGCUGCUCAAGCUGCCAUCGCUCAGGGAGACGCGGCUGUCGAAGAUCCAGCUGAGGCGUAA